Messenger RNA from Solea senegalensis (Senegalese sole), 3810 nucleotides. It is a transcript of the gene mbd1b, whose product is annotated as methyl-CpG binding domain protein 1b. The record is from RefSeq and is a predicted model, not a curated record. The transcript is spliced from 16 exons. Lineage: Eukaryota; Metazoa; Chordata; Actinopteri; Pleuronectiformes; Soleidae. Gene Ontology annotation, molecular function: zinc ion binding; DNA binding. The coding region runs from base 572 to 2998 and encodes 808 amino acids.
CAACUUGGAGUCUUCAGCACACACACACACACACACACGGGCGCCAUUAACGGCUAACGUUGGCUAGCUAUACUACUCCCGUUAUCACUUAUGUCUCCAGCCGUCUAACGUAGGUGUUUCUCAUAUCUCACUGCUUGAAGUAAAAUUCGAAAUACGUAUUUUUCAUAUUUAGUUGGGAAAUAACCAUAAGUGCAUUCACGUUAGCCUGGGUCAGUGACGCUAGUAUCUGCUGCUAGCCACUUAUUCUGUUGAUAUUUCGUUAGCUACACAAUCAUGGAAACGAGCUAACGCUAACCACACUAGACUAGUGUCUCGUGCUAGUUUAUAUGAAUACCACACAUUUGUUUAAAUCACUGCCACUUAAAGAAAGCGAAUGAGUCCGUUCAAGCUACCGUAGCAAGACUAUUUAUGGAAACGUAUGGCGUGCGACACCUCUGUUUAUUAACACACUUGCUCAUUUCUGGGUUCAUAGCGAAUUAUUUUAAUACAGAUACAAGAUCGACUGUAGAGUUUAUCGUAUUCGACUUCAAGAAGUCACUGUGGGCCGAUUGUCGCCCGAACUGAUGCAUCAAUGACCGAGGAGUCAUCAGUGAAGCUGAUCCCAGGCUCAGCGCCUGUGCAGGAGGAUGAGGAGGAAAUGAUGAUCAACAAGGCAGCACACGGCUCAGAGAUGGCUCCAGUACUGUCACACAGCCUUCUUAUACCGGACGUAGAAGAGUCUCAAGGAGAUGCGAAGGCCACGGCUGGUGAGCCUCCUGCUGACUGGUUUGAGCCCCUUGAGGAUUUCGACGAUGGUGAUGAUGCAGAAGAAGAAAGCCUGGCAGGAGAGAGUGAGAGGAGUGAGAGUGUGGCAGGCAGCGAGAAGGCCUUCAAAAAGAUUUACCCGAUUCAUGCUCCUCGGCGAAAGCACUCGCAUCCUGAUGAGGGAUGGGAGGAAUGGCCUGCACUUGGAGAAGGUUGGAAACGUAAAGAAGUUAUUCGGCGAUCAGGGAGCAGUGUUGGUCAGAAGGAUGUAUAUUAUCUAAGCCCAAGAGGUGGACGAGUGAGAAGCCGCGUAGAACUGGUAUCAGUGCUGGAUGGAUACGUCGACAUAUCAACCUUUGAUUACAGGACAGGGAAGUUCUAUGAUGGUGCGGUACCACCGGCAAGGGUUCGAAACAGAGUCAAGAAAAAGAUGCGGGAGCGUUCUUCCUCAGAGUCCAGCUUCAUGGAGAGAGGAGAGGGGGCAGACACACCUGACUCUUACUACAAACCCACACCCACACCCACACCCAGCCCAGGGCCCAAAACUUUGUUUUCCUCUCAGUCAGGCCUCUCCUUGAACAAUACACUGGGCACACCAAAACAAUUCUUGCGCAGUGAUGAUACUCCUGAUUCAAAAGAUAAAAUUAGACUUCCUUUCCCCUCAUCAUCCAAACCACUGCGGCUCCCGUCCAUUAAAGGAGAAUUCGGGUCAGAGGAGAGCACUCUGGUCUGUGCCAGGUGUGGUAUUUCCUUCACUGGCACAUGGUAUGACAAACAGAGGAAGAGGCCUUGCUGUCCCUCCUGUUGGGCAUCUUCAAAGACAAAGGAGCAUCCGAUGAUUCGUUUCAGAAAGUGGAUUCCUUGUGGACAGUGUGUAGGAUGUCACAACACUGUCAAUUGUGGGCAGUGUGCGAAUUGCAAACAUGGAUUGCAGAGCCCCGAGUCCCGCAAACGUAUAUGCCGAAAACGCAAGUGCAUAUGUCCUAUUCGCAAGGGACCUGGCAGCGGGGGCUACCAGCAGCAGACAUCCGAUCAUGACAUCCCCGACAACUUUGAUGACACGAGUUUAAGUCUUCAGAGUGAAUUUGCAGACGCACAGCACCCAAGUUUCAAAAGCAGUGACACGGAGAAUUUCUCUGUCAAUAUUGACGUAGAAGAUGAUGAAGAUAUGUCAACGGACGAUGACGAUGAUUGGCACAAGAAGCGGAAACGACGCUCGUGUGGAGAGUGCAAAGCCUGUAUGUGCAGGAAGGACUGCGGCACAUGUGAUUUCUGUGUAGACAAACCAAAGUUCGGAGGCAGCAACAAAAAGAGACAGAAGUGUCGUCUACGGCAGUGUCAGAGACAGGCAAUGAGACACCUAUUGCCCUUCCAGAUAGGACAAGGAGACUGUAAGCCAGAGGGUCCAAGUCUUCCAGGCAGGCCCAGACCCCACUACACAUACAGUCGCAAAUCAAAUUUAAAGAAAAACAAAGCACCGCAAGUUGGCUUGGACCUCACUGACAAUGAAGAUGAUGACAGUAACUUCCAAUCAAUGAGUUGGAGCUCUGAGCCUGCCAGCAACAGUGAACACAAUGAGCUGGUCACGAGAAACCACCAAUCACCUACGCAGCCAAUGAAUAAUGCCAGAUUGGGACAGAGGAAUGGACAUCUUGACAGAGUUCCCCACAUUGGCAACCAUAAAACCGAUCAGCAAGACCAGGAAAGAUGGGAUGCCGAGAGGUCACACUUUGGCAGAGAUGGUGAGAGGCAUGUUGAAGAGGAAGAGGAGGCACCGAUGAUCACACAGAUCUUCAGUUUGAAUGAUGCCACAGCAGGGAAUGAUGCCGAUAAUGAAAACGACUUGAUGAAACUACUCCACUCUUUGCGCUCCUCCGCUCUGCCGACCCUAUGGUAUGCCAUAAUGGUGGAAGGCCCACAGCUGCAGCUCAUCCAGUGUUCCAAACAGUCCAGCAUGACUGACACCAUGGUGCUGAUUGACCCGGGCUUCUUCUAUCAGGUCACUGUCCAAAAGCAGCCCUUGCUCCCAACCCACCCGUUGUAUGACAACUACCCUCCUUGCUUAACCUCAGCGAAUGAGGUGGUCACUCUGCUGUUGGACCUGGAAAAAUAUGUUGUGUGCCACGGCCUGUCCCCCAAAGAUCCACUGCCUAAUAGAGACCCAAUCAUACUAGAACGGGCAUCCACAUGUGAUUUCUUGGUGAAUAAGAAUGUGAGCAUCUGUUCUAAGUGCAGAGUUCUGCAGGGACUUUAACGUCGGCACAAACAAACUGGGAAUGACGUUUCACAGGUGAAAUUUGUUCAGUUUGUUUCAACAGUAAUAUCAUGAUUUAGUGAUUGCAGGAAUCAUCCAGGUCCCCGUAGCUUUUUGUAGGAAAUGAUACACUCUCUGUAUCAUGUCUCUAUUCUUUUUCUCUAAUUUUAUAUUAUUUGAUGUUAAUUCUGUCCAUGUGAUACCACUUUCUGUUUAAUAAGAUGGUGUUUACUCCUCUAACUUAUUGUUUAUGCAAAUGUUUUCAGAUUAAAAAAGGGAUUGCACUCCUUAACUCACACAAUAGAGCACAAAGUCAAUCAAAGAUGACUUUUAUGCUCCAUAAAAACUGUAUUUUAGAUGAUCUCAUUCUGACCAUGUUUUUAAGUCGCUCAUAGUGCAAUAAAGCUGAGAAACAUGUUCAAAUCUCUAAAGCUGUUUUUAGACCACACUUGAUUGUAAACAGAAAUACAGACUUUUUUUUUUAGAUGCUCUUCAUGGAAAUCAUUUUUAGGUUUUAAUUGCUGCAUAGCAUUGCCUAUUAAACAUAUUCUUGUGUAGUAUCAUGAUGAUGGAUGGUGAUUGUUGACUGUGUAAUGACUCCUCCCCCUAAUUGGAUUAAAUAUCCCUGAGGAUUUUUUGCAUUCUCAACAUAAAUCAGGUUUAUAUAUUUGGGUUUGGGAAAGUGUUUAUUAUUCUUUUACAGUAUGUUAUUUACUUGUGAUUUAACAUUUUAAAUAAAUGCUUUAUUUCCCAAUGGUUGCCUUUUUGAGGGCAAUGUCCAAAUAAACUGUUCUUGUGGUUCCUUUUCAUCA